CAUGUUCUUUGUAUGUAUAAUAUUAUGCAGUUCUUCUGGCAAAAAAAAGAGGCAAAAGAGCCGUACAGUGAAACUAGAUGCAACUCAUGACACACGGUUCUUCAAGUUCGCUCUCCCUCUCUCUAGUGUGGUGUUUGUCGACAAAUGGGCGGGGUUUGAGCAAUGCUGGGACGCUAUCAAACAACCGAACACCGUGAUAGGGAUUGAUGCUGAGUGGAAACUGCCGUACUGUAACAGAGGGGUUGAGAGACUGGCUGUCCUCCAGCUGGCUGUGGAGGAGGCGGUGUACCUGCUGGACAUGGUUCACCUACCGAGGGCCGUUGGAGUGGACGCACUCACUCAGUUUAUCAGCUGUCUAUUCCACUCAGAGCAGACACUCAAACUAGGUUAUGGUAUCCGUGGUGACCUUCACAUGCUGUCCAAGUCUUGGCCAUUCACCAGAGCUAUAGUGAGCUCACCCGUCAGAGUACUGGACCUGCAACAGAUGGAAAAAAUGGUUGAGGAACUGAAGAAGCCUUCUCCCACUCCCUCUCCUUGUACUCACCCUCACCUCAAGACCACACCCACCACACAGUCGCAGCUCCCCUUACAUCCGCUACUGGCUCAGAACCGUCUCACCAAGACCAUCUCCCCACCAAAGGGGGUGUGGUCACGAGACGAGGGGUCAGAGAGGACAGGAGGUCUAGCUCUACUUGUGGAGAAGUGUGUAGGGAAACCAUUGGACAAGUCUCAGCAACUAUCUGACUGGGAGAAACGACCCUUGACCCCUGAGCAGAUAACUUAUGCAGCAUUGGAUGCUCAUUGUCUACUCAGCGUGUACAGAUAUCUGAUGGCCGAAGCUAUGACCUAUGACCUCUCGUUCAACAUACAACCCGCCCUUGUUACAUGA
Molecule: messenger RNA, 889 nt
Organism: Halichondria panicea
Lineage: Eukaryota; Metazoa; Porifera; Demospongiae; Suberitida; Halichondriidae
Product: exonuclease mut-7 homolog
Exons: 6
Coding region: 2-889 (295 amino acids)
Biological process (GO): nucleobase-containing compound metabolic process
Molecular function (GO): 3'-5' exonuclease activity; nucleic acid binding
Source: RefSeq, a predicted model, not a curated record